GCCCCUGCCGACCUGGUCGAACUGGGCGCGCUUCCGGGUGUCACCCGCAGAGGGCGCCGGGCCGGGAAUCGCCCGUUGAGUCGCGAGGCCGGACAGAGCGCGGCGCCGCCCCACUCGCCCCAGCCGCCGCCAUGAAGGCCGUGGUGCAGCGCGUCACCCGGGCCAGCGUCACAGUUGGAGAAGAGCAGAUAAGUGCCAUUGGUCGUGGCAUUUGUGUAUUGCUGGGUAUUUCACUGGAAGAUACACAGAAGGAACUGGAGCACAUGGUCCGAAAGAUUUUGAACCUGCGUGUGUUUGAGGAUGAGAGUGGUAAGCACUGGUCAAAGAGUGUGAUGGACAAACAGUAUGAGGUGCUGUGUGUCAGCCAGUUUACUCUUCAGUGUGUCCUCAAGGGGAACAAGCCUGACUUCCACCUGGCGAUGCCCACAGAGCAGGCAGAGGGCUUCUACAACAAUUUUCUGGAGCAGCUGCGCAAGAAUUACAGGCCAGAGCUCAUCAAAGAUGGCAAGUUUGGUGCCUAUAUGCAGGUACACAUUCAGAAUGAUGGGCCUGUGACCAUAGAACUGGAAUCCCCUGCUCCUGGCGCUGCUAUCUCUGACCCAAAACAGCUGUCAAAGCUUGAGAAACAGCAGCAGAGGAAAGAAAAGACCAGAGCCAAGGGCCCUUCUGAAUCAAGCAAAGAGCGAAAUGCCCCCCGAAAAGAAGACCGCAGCGCCAGCAGCGGGGCAGAGGGUGAUGUGUCCUCUGAGCGGGAACCAUAGCCCCUGGAGGCAGAGAGCUUAGUGCAUUACCAUUGGGCAGAUCUGGAUCCUGAAAAAUUCAAGAUGCUAAGUACCUACACUGCUUUAAGAAUUUGGGACUGAGACAUGAAAAGGAAGAUAUACAUAAGAAAUUGGGAAUCUAAAUAACACUGCAACAAAACAAAACAAAAACAGAAAAACCCCUCCAAACCCUCCAAACAAUAACAACAAAAAAGGAAAACAACCACCCAAAAGACCCCUAGGUUUUCUGUAGUUGCUGUGAUCUGAAGGCAGUGGGUGCUGCUGAUGGAAGGCAGUGCGCAUGCAGAGGCACACAGCCGUGCCUCCCCCACAGAAAGGCUUCACUGGUUUCCACCAUGUCUUGGCUUGCUUUUGGAACAGCCUGGCCCAACAUCAUUGGUCAUCAAGUCCACUGUGGUGUAUUCUGCUUGUCCAUGAUGGAUCUCCAGCACAUCCAUGCUGUCUGCAUUCUUUCCAACACUAGUUCAUAAGACAGGGCCCAUGUUAUGGUAUAAGGAGAACAACCAUCAAUGAUAAUGUAUUGUGUGAAAUGUUUGCAUCUUGUAAAUUUUUUCUUUUUUCUAAAAAUAAAUAUUAAUAAAAUCCUAAAUCUCAACAAACCA
Molecule: messenger RNA, 1384 nt
Organism: Ictidomys tridecemlineatus (thirteen-lined ground squirrel)
Lineage: Eukaryota; Metazoa; Chordata; Mammalia; Rodentia; Sciuridae
Gene: Dtd1
Product: D-aminoacyl-tRNA deacylase 1
Biological process (GO): tRNA metabolic process
Cellular component (GO): cytoplasm
Molecular function (GO): D-tyrosyl-tRNA(Tyr) deacylase activity
Source: RefSeq, a predicted model, not a curated record